AUGUAUGGCCGUUCCAAGCGAUGCUUCAAGCUUGCUGCUGUGCGUGUGAUGAAGGAUCUGAAUCAUAGGUACUGGCUAAGAAGAAAAAGGAGGAAGCAGAUGCGAAUUCUGUGGAUUACUCGCAUACAGGCUGCGUGCAGAGAGUAUGGCAUGUUCCCCUACAGCCGGCUCAUCUCUGGAUUGACACGUGCCAACAUGGCUGUCGACCGCAAGAGCUUAUGCAUCUUAGCAGAGACUGAGCCAGUAAGCUUCAAAUGCGUGCUGGAUGAGGCCAAGAGGCUGCCGCACAGCAGAAGUCACGGACAUUUGCAAGCUGAUGUGGUGAAGUCUCCCGAAGCAGAAACACUUUUGAGAGCUCAGCAAUACUGGGCGAAACUGCGUCACAGGUCUUGGAGUGACUGGGAUGAGACACAGCUGCAGGCCUUCGAUCACUUGCUUGCAGCUCGAAAGUUUGGGCCACACGAACUUUUGCAUCCUCAGGAGAGCUCAGAUCAAGGCAUGUCCUGGUUGCAAGGCCUAGUAUCAGCAGAGUGGUGCUUCCUUGGUAUUGUCAUGGGAAUGCUUCUAACGAUGGAUGCUUUGCUUUUACAGAACUUGCCCGAAUCGCGACGGUCACAUGUUUGCGUGCUGCUGAUUUGGUUGGCUGUCACUCUGGCCUGCUGUGUUGAGGUAUGGGUGUGCGCUGGAGCUGACGCCGGAACAACAUGGCUUUUCGGGUACUUGAUGGAGCUGCUUUAUUCUGCAGAUCAUGUUUUUGUGAUACAACUUGUCUUCAGCAGCUUGGACACACCUCACAGACUCAUGCCAAAGGCAUUGUAUCUUGCGAUGAUUGGCAACAUGGCCUUCCGAUUUUUGGGUUUCUUGCGCGCUCCAGUCAACACCAGAUUCUUUUCUUGGGUGAUGGGUACUGGUUUGGUUUAUGCAGGAAUUUCUAGGCUUGUCUUCCAGCGGCUGGAGCACUGCCCAGAUGUUACGGAGUCAGCAAUUGUACGAUUUUUGCGCCUUCUCCUUGGUGAACGAUUGGGUGAAUUCUAUGAUGAGGAGGGCGAGGCCAUCCUGGUAGAUGUCAAGGGCAAGUACCGCAUAAGCCUUUUGGGAGUGGCCUUGCUUUGCCUUUUUGCAGUAAACUUUCUUCUCAGCUUUGACGUUGUGCUGGCAAAAUCGGAAGCUUCUGAUGACGUCUUUCUGAACUUCAGCUCUUCGAUCCUGGCCUUGUUUGCCAUCCGCUCCUUAUUCUUUGUGGUCAGGGACUUCUUCACACUUUCGACUGUUACUCGUUCAACUUUGGCACUUGUCUUGCUCCUGAUGGGGUUGGAAAUGCUGACGGGGCCAGCAGUUUACGUGAAUGCCUUUGCCUCCUGUGUUGUAUUUGCCAGCAUGUUGGCUCUUUCUGUUGGCGUUUCAACUUUGCAGCAGUCUCAUGCAAAGUUGCCUUUUUCAGCCCUACAUUGA
Messenger RNA from Durusdinium trenchii, 1452 nucleotides. The record is from the annotation of a GenBank genome assembly. NCBI's taxonomy places the organism in Eukaryota, Dinophyceae, Suessiales, Symbiodiniaceae.